This is a messenger RNA of Sycon ciliatum, 1116 nucleotides long. RefSeq lists its product as uncharacterized. Lineage: Eukaryota; Metazoa; Porifera; Calcarea; Leucosolenida; Sycettidae. The transcript has a single exon. The record is from RefSeq and is a predicted model, not a curated record. The coding region runs from base 1 to 1116 and encodes 371 amino acids.
AUGUUGAAUGAAAACAUUUCUGUUGAGCGACGACUGUGGACAGCUCAUCCGGAAAAUGAACUUGGUUUGGCGGCAGGAUUUUGGGAGAAGGAAGUGCUUGGCACCUGGGAGAACACAAAACAGAAGUCCAAGAGAUGGUGGAAGGCAGCAUGGAUUGCGAACUUCAGGAUGGAGCAGCGGACAUUCUGUUUUAUUCUACAGCGAUACGGCCAUUUGUUUGAGAGGCAAUCCACUCACCUGCGCCGCACUAUUCCCAGUAGCAAACGUCUGGCCAUUGCCCUCUACUACUUGUGCCACUCCGAAACGUAUAAUGAAUUGGCUGCAUUGUUCCAUGUGGGUGUCAGUACUGCUUCGUGCAUUGUGCAUGAUGUUGUGGAAGCUCUUGUUGGAGAGGUCACCAGAGAUAGCAUAUCGUUUCCUCAAGGAAAUCAGCUGUCGAAAGUGAUGCGCGGAUUUGAGCAAUUGUCAAAUUUACCAAUGUGUGGAGGUGCGGUUGAUGGUACCUUUGUGAGAAUCGUGAAGCCAGAGAUUCAUGGUGACACUUACUGGUGUUAUAAGCAGCACUCUGCCAUUAUCGUUUUUGCCUGUGUCGACCAUCAAGGAUGCUUUACAUUUGUUGAUGUCGGAACUCCCGGUAAACUCGGAGAUGCGGCUGUGUACAACAAGAGUGAGCUGAAGACCAAAGUGGAGCAGGGCAUCUGGCUGAACAGAGCUGUUUGGAGAGCUGGCAACAAAUACAUUCGACCAUUUUUGAUCGGUGAUAGUGCUUUCACCUUGAGCCCGUAUCUCAUGAAAAUUCAUGCCGGGGACAACUUGACUCCGCAGCAAUCAAGUUUCAACUUUGCACAAAUCCGGGCGCGCCGUAUUGUCGAGUGUGCAUUUGGUCGCCUCAAGGGACGGUUCACAGUUGUGUCACAUUCCAACUCCAAUGACCCAACUUUCAUGAGCAAAGCUGUUCUCCUAUGCUGCAGUCUCCAUAACAUCAUCGAGCGCAGAAAGAGAGGUUACCUGCCUAUUGUCCAGGACUAUGCACCUCAUCCCCUAGUUCCCAUGCAGCACUCUCCAGCUGGGCAAAUGCGGGAUGCCCUUGGCACCUAUCUCCGUAAUUUAAACUGA